Molossus molossus (Pallas's mastiff bat) is the source of this 1296-nucleotide messenger RNA. RefSeq names its product carbonic anhydrase 9 (gene CA9). Gene Ontology annotation, cellular component: plasma membrane. Gene Ontology annotation, molecular function: carbonate dehydratase activity; zinc ion binding. Lineage: Eukaryota; Metazoa; Chordata; Mammalia; Chiroptera; Molossidae. The transcript is spliced from 11 exons. The coding region runs from base 1 to 1296 and encodes 431 amino acids. The record is from RefSeq and is a predicted model, not a curated record.
AUGGCUCCUCUGUGCCCCAGCCCCUGGCUUCCUCUGUUGAUCUCAGCCCCUGCUCCAGGCCCCACUGUGCAACUGCUGCUGUUACUGCUGCUUUUGGUACCUGCCCAUCCCCAGAGCUUAUCCCAGAUGCAGGGGACCCCCUCCAUGGGAGGGGAUUCAUCUGGGGAAGAUGAUCCUCUGGGUGAGGAGGACCUGCCCAGUGAAGAGGAUCUAAUUGGAGAGGAGGAUCCACCUGGAACGAAGACUGAAACAGGAGAAAAGGACUCUCUGGAGUUAGAGGAUCUACCCACUGUUGAGCCUCCCAUGGAUAAUGCUCAAAGGAACAAAGGACAUGACCACAGUCAUUGGCGCUACGGAGGCGACCCGCCCUGGCCCCAGGUGUCCCCAGCCUGCGCAGACCGCUUCCAGUCCCCCGUGGAUAUCCGUCCCGAGCUCACCACUUUUUGCCCCGCCCUACGACCCUUGCAGCUCCUCGGCUUUGAGCUCCCGCCACUCCCAAAGCUGCGCCUCAACAACAAUGGCCACACUGUGCAGCUGACUCUGCCUCCUGGGCUGGAGAUGGCCCUGGGUCCAGGACGGGAGUACCGGGCCCUGCAGUUGCAUCUGCACUGGGGGUCUGCGGGUCGCCCAGGCUCGGAGCACACGGUUGGCGGCCACCGUUUCCCUGCAGAGAUCCACGUGGUUCACCUCAGCACUGCAUUUGCCAAAGUUGACGAGGCCUUGGGGCGCCCAGGGGGCCUGGCGGUGUUGGCUGCCUUUCUGCAGGAAGGCCCAGAAGAAAACAGCGCCUAUGAGCAGUUGCUGACUCAUUUGGAAGAAAUCGCAGAGGAAGACUCAGAGACGUGGAUCCCAGGACUGGAUGUAUCUGCACUGCUGCCCUCUGACCUCAGCCGCUACUUUCGAUAUGAGGGGUCUCUGACCACACCCCCCUGUGCCCAAGGGGUCAUCUGGACUGUUUUCAACCAGACAGUGAGACUGAGUGCUAAGCAGCUCCACAGCCUCUCUGGCUCCCUGUGGGGACCUGAGGACUCUCGGCUACAGCUGAACUUCCGAGCCACACAGCCUUUGAAUGGGCGAAUGAUUGAAGCCUCCUUCCCCACUGGGGUGGAGCGGACUGCUGAGCCAGUCCACCUGAAUUCCUGUCUCGCUGCUGGAGACAUCCUGGCCCUGGUGUUUGGCAUUCUCUUUGCAGUCACCAGCAUUGCCUUCCUUGUGCAAAUGAGAAGGCAACAUCCAAGUGGGACCAAAGGGACUGCUGGCUACCAGCCAGCAGAGGUCUCGGAGACUGCCGCCUAG